Molecule: messenger RNA, 1155 nt
Organism: Ipomoea triloba (trilobed morning glory)
Lineage: Eukaryota; Viridiplantae; Streptophyta; Magnoliopsida; Solanales; Convolvulaceae
Product: xyloglucan endotransglucosylase/hydrolase protein 24-like
Exons: 1
Coding region: 78-947 (289 amino acids)
Biological process (GO): xyloglucan metabolic process; cell wall biogenesis
Cellular component (GO): cell wall; apoplast
Molecular function (GO): xyloglucan:xyloglucosyl transferase activity; hydrolase activity, hydrolyzing O-glycosyl compounds
Source: RefSeq, a predicted model, not a curated record
AUAUUCCAUAUAUAUUCAAUAAAUUAAAUCCUUAGAACAGGAUUGUACAAAAAAAAUAAAUAAAAAUAAAGUUAGAGAUGUCAAAGGUUUGUACGAUAAUAGCGGUGGCGUUGAGCUGCCUGGUAGUGGUGGCAUUAGGCGUGCCCCCACUAAAUUUCAACAAUGAUGUCACAAUGUAUUUUGGGAAUCAUCUUGGGCAAGUGCAAGACAACGGCAACACGAUGGCCCUGAAUCUUGACCAACAAACUGGUUCUGGUUUCAAUACCAAAAAUGAGUACAUUUUCGGGAGAUUCGACAUGCAACUGAAGCUUAUGAAAGGUUUCUCGGCUGGCACUGUGACCACCUUCUAUCUAACAUCACCUAUAGGGCAAGCCCACGAUGAAGUCGACUUUGAAUUCUUAGGGAAUGCUACUUUUCAACCUUUCACAGUCCAUACCAAUGUAUUUUCUGAGGGAAAAGGUAACAGGGAACAACAGUUCCAUCUGUGGUUCGACCCAACAGCCGAAUUUCACACUUACACUAUUCUCUGGAACUCACAAAGAAUCAUUUGGAUGGUGGAUAACAUUCCGAUUAGAGUAUUCGAGAAUCAAGAGAGCAUUGGGGUUCCAUUCCCAAAGACGAAGCCCCAGAGAAUAUUCUGCAGCUUGUGGGAAGCGAGUGCAUGGGCAACCCAGGGAGGAAAUGUGAAGGUAGAUUGGUCGCGCGCUCCUUUCACUGCCCACUACAAAAACUUCGUUGUGGACGCUUGUGUUAUAACAAAUGGAGCUUCCUCUUGCGCCAAUAAUAAGCAGCCAUGGCAAACCUACACGCUUGAUGCUGAUGCUAAGGCUAAACUCCAAAAUGUACAAAAAAAGAAUAUGAUCUACAAUUAUUGCACUGACACCAAGCGUUUCGCCCAGGGAUUGCCCCCUGAAUGCAAACCCGCACAGGAGCAUCCAAGUGCCUAGACCCAUCCAGAUGGAUUCGAUAAUAAGAAGCUAGAGAUCGAUGAGAUUCAUUAUUGAUCCAAUUCAUUUUUUCUUUAUUCUUUAUUUCUCAUUUAAUUUUAAUUUUGUAGUACACUACACUUAGCUAACUACAUUAUAUUGUAAUCCACUCAUAUUCCAUGUAAUGUAUGGAUUGCACCAAUUAAUUAAUUAUUAAACAUUUUUCUUC